Messenger RNA from Penaeus vannamei (Pacific white shrimp), 635 nucleotides. The record is from RefSeq and is a predicted model, not a curated record. NCBI's taxonomy places the organism in Eukaryota, Metazoa, Arthropoda, Malacostraca, Decapoda, Penaeidae.
UUUGCGCCUUAAACAUGUUUGCGAUACUAACGUUCCUUUUUGCAGCCCUUUGCGUUUCCGCCGUGACUGAGGUGCCCCUCUGGGAACUUACCCCGAUUCCUCCAGUCGAGGUCUCUGGUGAAGGACCUCCUCCUCCUGAGUCUUCUGAAGGACCUCCUCUUUCUGACCAGCGCAUCGUGGGAGGCAAUGAGGCAGAGCCGUACAAGCGCGGGUACCAGGCUGCUUGGACAACAGGAAAAUAUUUCUGUGGGGGUGUUGUCAUCAGUAAACUGUUUGUCCUGACAGCUGCCCACUGCAUAUCAGGCAAUAAGAAUGAGCAAAUGAAUGUAACUGUAGGCAUACACAAUCUAAAGGUGAAGGAGAAAUUUACCCAGCGGAUUCCCGUUGCAAAAGCAUUCGUUCAUCCGGACUAUUACAGUGGACGCCAUGGCCCAACUAAUGACAUUGCUGUCCUAAAACUAGAACAGGAAAUUAAGAUGACUGGUGCGUUCACUCAGACCCACAUUGUUGAACAUAGUACAGCAAUGUGGGUUAACUUGGAUGUGGGUAGUGCCAAGAUUACGUUGCCAGACCAACCCAUCAAUGAGGAUCCAUCCUCCCUAACUGAAGGUAUGGAGGCGAUCUCCAAGCUGUAG